AUGAAUGGCAAGCUAAAGAAGACGAGAAAGGAUUCAAUUCAUGUGUCCUCUCUACCAAAAAGUACGGAUUAUUUAAAACUCUUUUGGACCUUAGCAGAGAGUGAUGGUCAUGUACGUAUCCAAGCAGCAGAAGCAUUGCUCAUGUAUUUAAAACAUAGUACGAAACAGGAGAGUGAGGUGCAAUACACACUUAAACGAUUAGUCCGUGGUCUUGCAUCAUCACGUGAUGCUGCUCGUCAGGGUUUUAGUACAGCACUUAGUGGUCUCUUAGCUGUUUUUCCAGCGCAAAUUACACUAGAGAAGACACAUGAAUUACUACGGGAAGCUAUGGCAAUUCAUUCAUCCAUGAAACCCAUGGAACAACGUGAACACGUCUUUGGUCGUCUCUUUGGACUCUUGGCAUUACAUCGUUCUAAUCGCUUGAAAACGAACUUGUCAUUGCUUGUAGUGGUGAUAAAGGAGCUAUUUGAAAUGGCAGCAUUUAAACGCUGGUUCCGUGAAACGUGCUAUGAAGCAGUUUUGACUCUAUUAGUGGAUGUACCAGCUGAGCUCUUUGUGACGGAAUUAGCUAUGGUGAUUCAUCAACUAUUACAGUUUCAGCCUGUUAAGGGUAACGAGGAAAAAGGACGGGACGAGUGGAAUGCUGACCAAGUGCUACUAGCUGUUGGGGUACAGCGAUAUCUUCAUGUCAUUGGCAUUGACCAAGAUCAAGAAAAGAUGAAGCAAUUGCCAGAUAAGUUUGCGGCGCUAAAUGCUUUGCAGCGUCAUAAUGUACAUGUGCUUGCACGUCCAUUGCGUGGAUCGUCGGGAUGCUACCCACGUGUGCAUUCAGCUUGGUUUGGAGUGUUUGGUCACGUAUUGAAUCCGACGGAGAAUGCAUUGACAACACUUGAUAGUGAGUUGUGUCAGGAAACUUGGACAGUGCUGGUGGAGAACUCACUGGUCGGUGGCAGUAACUCGGACGAUAGUGCCCCUACCAGCCACGAACGUCAAGGUCUGGCACUAAAGUUGUUCGAGCUCGUGGCUCCCAAGCUGCCGGCACCGGUUUUGAGAGCCAUUCUUACCCCACGUUUUGUCAGGUGUCUGUACAACAAUGCUGUCGCCAAGAGAAACUACUUGCAUGAGGCAGCGCGUCACUGCUUGAAGUCGUUUGCUGCUUGCGCACCUGCUGAGUUCUUUCAUUUCCUUCGCAAACAGUUUACGUCGCCUCUAUCUAUCCUGGUAACGUCUGCUUCAAGCGACAGCGACAGCGAAGAGGAUGAAAGUCUUAAGAAGAAGCAGAAGCUGAGUGCGGGAGACUUUCAUGCACUUAUUGAGCUCGAGGAGAAGAAGGAGCGUAAGGAAGCGGUACAACGACGCGCGGACCGCGCACGGGUAUGGGCUGUUGAAGCUAUGGUUGCAGGUCUUUUGGAGAUGCUGGGCACCAAGAGUGAGUCGUAUAGCACAAAGGAAAAGCUGCAGGACGAUGUGCUUUGCUUUCUUGUAUUUCAUUCGUUCUUUAAGUCGUCACGCAAUGCUGAAUCUACUCCUUCCAAGAAAAGCAAGAAGGUCAAGACGACAGAGGUUGACGAAGUGGUGCAGGAGGCGACAGCGGCAAGCCCCGCUCUGUCGGAGACCGUGGCUACAUACGCCAAAACUCGUCUAUUCUCAUUGUUGAGUCUGGGUCUUGCAGGAGCUGAUGGAGUGCGUGCCAGUGCCAGCGUGUUGAGCCGCAUUUUUGCAAUUGCAAAAGAUAUGCAAGCGAGCAGUGCGACGGUUUCUCUGCUUGAUCCUCUCGACGACGAGGCUACGGUGCAAUUCAAUGCACUAACUGGCCACGUUGACAGUCUGCGAAGGAAGGAAGAAAAGGAAGAUGGAAAACAGUCAAAGAAAACAGCAGCGCGGAGACCUCUAAGUGAGACAUUUCUUCUGCUGUUCAUGAGUGUUGGACUUCAGUUCUUGGACAGUGAACAGCGUGAGGAUGCCGCUGUUGUGGCUGCUGACUUGGAAAAGUGCUAUAUCCAGCUUGUCGCGCGAGAGCAGGAGGUUACCUCCACGAAACAGAAGAAUAAAAGGAAGGAGAAGAACAAGUCUGAGGAGAUGAAAGAGGAGCCGGUAGUGGUUCUCACCGAUCUCUUGCUAAGUUUGCUUGCAGCGGACUCGAGUGCGCUGCGUGAAAUCGUGUCACAGGUCUUUCGUUCGCUGCUGCCGCUGCUCAAUAGGGCAUGUCUGACCACAAUAAUGAACGUGCUGCAACCAACAGCUGAAGCCGAAUGCGCUGCUGCUGACGAGGAGGACGAUGACUUUGCUCCUGGUACGCAUGGCGAUGAUGACGAUGCAGAUGAUGAAGAUGGAGAAGAAGACGAGGAAGCGGUGCUGGAUUCAGCGGAUGCUCUGUCUGAUGCACUUCGUAACGAUAAGAAGCUGGCAGCACUGCACCAACAGGAUUUGGCCUUGGCUGCUAUUGUAGGGCAAGUAAAAGUCCGCUCACAACGCAAGAAGGACCUCAAGCGCGCUCGUUUGCAGACAAUGCACUUUCAGCUGCGGAUUUUGGAUCUAUUGAAAGUGUUUGUCUCGCAGCGCCCUGAGCCAACCAAGGAUGCUACUGCUAAGCAUAACGCACUCGUGUUGUCAUUGGUAGCUCCGUUGUUCCGUGUAUUUGCUUACGUGCAAAAUGCUGAUACUGAAAAGCUUGUGCUUCGGGAUCGACUGCAAGCUGUACUUCACAAUGUGCUUCGUACGAAGGACAAGAUUCCGUCUGGCGAGACUUCUCGGACCGAAGCUCUUGACUCUCUUCGGCAGAUUAUUGAGCUGAUUCGCUCUACGCCAAUGGAUAAGGAUCACGCUGGCAAAGUUGCAUCUGCUGCUGUUGUAUAUCUCGUUCGUGUCAUCUGCUCCAGCGAGUCUUCUAGUGAUGAGGAGGUGCAGACGAUCAUUCGCGAGUCAGUCGUUGAUGCUUUUACAAAAAAGCAUUCCCGCUUUCCACGUACAUCGUUUGAAGAGCUGCUGACCAAGUGUCCUGCCGUUGGUGUUCGUGUACUUCUGGAGCCGUUAGUCGCUGUCGCAGCGGCUUCUGAAAAGAAGGAAGACGCUGGUGACUCGGAGACGCGAGCAGCAAUUGACGAGUUUUCAAAGUGUGAAGUGUUCCGGUUGCUCACGGUGCUACUUCGUGCUAGCAGCAAGCUGCAGCAGACUGGCGAGUUGUCCAAGGCUCAACGCAGUGCUUUCGAGCGUGUGCAGAAGGCUCUAAAGACGGCACUGGUGCGGCAAUUGGCCCCCGAAAGUGUCCAGCAGCUUAAGGCUAAACGUAUGAAGGUCGUGAUGAUGUUUACGCUGCAGCUUGUAAAGUUCUGGUGCUCGUCAAUGGACAAGGAGACGACCAAAGCAGACGUUCGUGCCGUGGUGGAGGCUGUGCAAGUAGUGGAGUCUAAUUCACCUGUUGUCAAGGGUAUGAUACGGCAGAUAUCCGAAGCUGCUGGUAUUCCAUUUGUAUCUGCGCAGAAACAAACAAAGGAAGAGAAGAAGAAGGUUCUGGUCGACGAGGACGACGAGCUCAUGCCUGAGAUGAAUGAUGAAGACGACGAAGCAAACAAAACGAUAGCUAGAAAGACCAAGGGACAGAGCAAGAAGACAAAGACUUUUCAGGACAAACAGAAAAGGAAGCGCAAGCGUUCCAUUGCUGAAAAGUAA
This is a messenger RNA of Peronospora belbahrii, 3669 nucleotides long. The record is from the annotation of a GenBank genome assembly. NCBI's taxonomy places the organism in Eukaryota, Oomycota, Peronosporomycetes, Peronosporales, Peronosporaceae.